AUGGCAGCUAGUGCAGGGAUAGCAUCUGCUUUAUUAGGUCCAUUAGCUCCAGUGCCACUGGCAAGUCCAGCAGCAGCAGCAAAAACAGAUGUGACACCAACUGCAAAGAAAACUAUGGAAGAAUUAUUGGCGGAAAUCGAGACAUUAAAAACUGAAGUUUCAACUGCAACGAAGACCUUGGAAAAGAUUGAGACUAGCAAAAAGAAGGCUUCAGCUAAUCGUGAACGAUCAGUUGAAGGUCGUACACAAGUUCGAGAUUUAACUGAACGUGUUUCCAAUCUUCAAAAACAAAUGGAUGCAAUGACUAAAGAUUCAGAUCCAAGUUAUCCGGGAAAAAAAUUUGAAAAAUCCAGAAAGUCAGCAUUAAAAACAUUAACGAGUCUUGGAAAAGAUCUUACUCAAGUUGAUAAACAUCUGGAAAAAGGAAUUACAGCAGCACUUCCAGUAUCUACUGCAUCCCCCGCAGAUGUUCAAUCAACAGCAGCAUCUGGUGUUGAUCAACCUGUAGCUGCUCCUAGAGCAUCACCUGAGAAAGAAAAUAGCAAAGGUGUUGCAGCACUCAUAAAAAGAUUGCCAUUGGGUAAAAAGAAGAAGAAGAAAAAAUCCCUCGAUUCAGCUGCACCUUCACCAGCAAAACCCACUGAUGAAAUUCAUAAUACAGAACAGAAAAAAUCGACCGGUCAAGUACCAAGUGAACACGAAGAGGACGCCGACGAUGGUGAUGAUGAUGACGAAGAAGAAGAUGGCCAAGAGGAGGAACAAGAUAGUGAUGAUGAUGAUGUAGUAGCAGUUAAAAAGCACGUCCCUGAAAAGCCACCUGCAAUAAUAAAGAAACCUGAACCAAUAGCUGUACCUUCAAAGAAAUCACAAGUAUCGGAUGUCGACAGCGAUGGCAGUGAAUACAGCGAUGAAGAUGAUGAUGAUAUUAAUGAUUAUCGUCAAUUACACAGUGAACUUCAAAGUCAAACACCAGCUGACGUACAUCCAAAAGAUGUUCAUAGUCAAGGUCAUCGAUCGCGUUCACCAACAAUACCCUAUAGUAAUAAGAAAGUACCAGCAGUUAAAACUGAUUUAACACCAUCAUCUUCACCAAAAAUGAAAAAGACUGCAACUAUAGUGCCACCCACUCCACCUUCACGUAAAAAAACACAAAGUCCCAAAGGACGUCCUGAAGUGCCAAUCGUCAAGAAAAAGAAAACUAACGAAAGUGAAGAAGAAGAUUCCUAUUACGAAGAAGACGAGAGAGAAGGAGGAGAUCAUGAUUAUAACGAGGAUGAAGAAGAAGAAGAACUUCAACAUUUACAUAAACAUGAUGAACAUGAAGAAGAAAUAUCUGAACAUGAAUAUGAUGAACAAGAAGAAGAACCAACAUCGGCUAAUGCACAUGUACAAGAACUUCGUACGAAUAAAUAUUCACCAGGAACACAAUUUAUUGUUACACAUGAUUUAAUUGGGGAACAAACUGGUGAUUUGACUGUACAUAGAGGUGACAUCUUAACACUUGUUGAACAACGUCCUGAUGAUUGGUGGCUAUUUAAAAAUGUUCCUGCACAACUAGAAGGUUUAGUCCCGAUUAAUCUUAUUCAGUUGUAUUCGAAACAACAAAUACGACAACGAAUAAAACCAAGUACAUCGGUGAUAACACUGGUCGAUGCAUUUAAAAAUAAAAAUAAUAUUCCUGACGGUUUUAUUGCAUCUGAUUUAGCACCAUUAACAAAAAUUGAAGAAUAUCAAUUAUGGCGAGCGCUCGUACCGAAAAUGACAGAAUCAAAUCUUGCGUUUACUGAUCUUUAUUGGCGUGCCGAUACCGAUAAAUUAUAUGCACAAGAAGUGAUCCAUCAAAAGAUUCUUACGCUUAAAGAAUGUGUUAAAAUACCAAGAAUUAAAGGCGAAGAGGUUCGUGUUCUUGAUCGAUGUGUUCGUCUAUGUCUUUGUGAUGGUUUGGAUAUCGUUUCGAAUAUUCAUACAGUUCGAGCAAUUAUCCCAUCAAAAAUCGACCCACGAGAAUUAACCGAAGAUUGGCAUUUCGCACGCAAUAGUCUAAAUACAUUAAUUGAUGAACAAUCUGAAUUAUUAAUGCGUUCGAAUUUCUCUGGACCGGGUCAAAAAUUAAAAUUACUGAUUGAAUUAUCGCAAUGGUGUCAAUCAACUGUAACGCAAGAAAAAUGUGAAAUUGGUUGUGGCUGGGCAAUGGUUUCGAUUGAUGACGUGGAACCACCUCUAAUAACUGAUACAAAAAAUUAUAAUGAACUUUUACGUGGUGGACACACAGAUCAGGAAGGAGUUUUACUUGAUCCACAAUAUAAGGUUCUUCGUUCGAAUGGAAUAUCAGGUAUGAUCGAUCGUUAUAAACGAGCACGUGUUAAAUUUUCAAUUGAAUCACGUGAAAAUGAUGUUGAUAUACUGUAUGAUAAUUUACCGAUUCAAUCAACGAUUGCACCGAUGAAUGCAAUAAAACCUGUAGCGUUUUUCCGGAAUGAACUUGCUUUUCAAUUUCAUAAACGUCAUCAUCCAACUGGUCUAUCAACAACACCAAUUGAUUCGAUAUUUUUGGGUACAUUUUUUCAAGCACUUUCACAAGCUGACCUUAUCUAUACGCUGAAUAGAAUUUUUCGUAUACGAAAGGCUCGUUAUCUUAGUGCAUCAUCAAGUAGUCAACAGCAACGAGAAUUAUUUAUAAAAGUUUAUGAACAAUUUAUUUAUCCUCUACUUCAAUAUCGACAAUUGCCAACAUAUGAUUUUCAUGAUAUAGCAUCAUUGAAUGAACGACGAAAUUUAAUUAACGAUAUAAUUAAACGACAAACAGCAAAAAAGAAAGCACCUGCAGAAGAUAUUCUUUCAAUAUUACUUGAUCCAAAUUUAACAGAUAAAUGGACACCAUUUACAACGGACGAACUUUGUUUUACAUUACAAAAAUAUAUUCAUGAUUCUAUACCUGAUGUUGUAGCGUAG
This is a messenger RNA of Rotaria socialis, 2952 nucleotides long. The record is from the annotation of a GenBank genome assembly. Lineage: Eukaryota; Metazoa; Rotifera; Eurotatoria; Philodinida; Philodinidae.